UUGUCUCUUGGCAAUGGAAAGCGCUGCAACAGAGACAAUUAGUUGACAAAUAAAUUCAGAAAUAACCGUUUCUCCAUCGGUUGGAGGGCCAUAAACAGCUAGAGAGUUACCCAGUAAUUAAGAAGUCGAAAAGGAGAAAAUGGCCCCGACAAAAUCAGUAAGCAAUCAGAAUAAACAUCCGAAUACAGCGGUCGUCAUGAGGAAGGGAAUCACAACGAGAAAUCAGAAAGCUGCGCUGGCCAACAAUCCGGUGGUCGUGAGGAUGCCAACAAUUGUUAAAGACCCGAGGAUUAAAAGAAAAGCUGAGGCCUCACCUCUCAAGGAAAAAACCACUAAACGAUCAGCUUUAGGGAAUAUUACGAAUGCUAUUGGAAAAUCAUUGGGCGUACAAUUACCGGAGGCGAAAAAGAUUGUAAAAAAGUCCCAAAUAGUGCAACCAGUGAAAUCCACAGUAGCUCCAGCUCACAAUCUCAGAAAUGCUGAGAAAGUAGUAAUUAAAACUGACAAUGUGAUACCAGCUAAACCAAAAGUAGCGACACGAGCUAAAGUGGCAAAAAGGACUGAGGAUCAUGUCGACGUGACGAGCAAAGUUCCCAAUGUGAGAAGAAGUCUCGACUUGGAAAAAUCCGAUCAGAGUUCACUGUACGUCAGUGCCCUCGAGGAUGUGCCCGAGGAAGUCUCCAAGAAAAAUGAAAAAAAUCUUAAACUCCUGGAGAAGAAGGAGAAGGAGAAGGAGAAGGCACCAGUAGUUGAGAAAGAGUCGAUUGCAGAGCGUUUGGACGCUCCCCCCACGAGGACGCUGCCGCAAGGAGUAUCGUGGGACUUUGACGUUGAAAAUUGGAGUGACCCUUACCAAGUCUCGCCGUACGCUAUGGAAAUAUUUGAGUAUUUAAAGAGCAGAGAGGAAAUAUUUCCAAUUGGCGAUUACAUGGAGAAACAAGUUUGUUUAUCUCGAUGGAUGAGAUCUUUGCUUGUGGACUGGAUGGUUGAAGUGCAAGAAUCUUUCGAACUCAAUCACGAAACUCUCUAUUUGGCUGUGAAGCUUGUGGACUUGUAUCUGACUAAAGUCACCGUAGGAAAGGAAACGUUGCAGCUUUUGGGCGCUGCCAGUUUAUUCAUUGCUAGUAAAUUUGAUGAAAGGAUACCCCCGAUGAUUGAAGAUUUUUUGUAUAUCUGUGAUGGUGCUUACAACCAACGAGAAUUAAUUAGGAUGGAAAUGAAUGUAUUAAAAAUUGUUGACUUUGACCUCGGGAUUCCACUCUCCUAUCGAUUCUUGAGACGAUAUGCAAGGUGUGCCAAAGUGUCGAUGCCAACUCUGACAUUAGCACGUUAUAUUCUCGAGUACUCAUUAAUGGAUUACUCGACGAUAAUGUACAGUGACAGUAAAAUAGCAGCAGCUGCACUUCUCCUUGCACUUCAAAUGAAGGACCUCGGAGGUUGGACUUCAACAUUAGAGUAUUACACAGGGUACAAAGUUAAUGAGAUCAAGGAAAUAGUCAAUGUGCUCAAUGAGGGACUCCACAGGAAGCCGAAGGAUGCCCUGGCAACUGUUCGCAAUAAAUACAGUCACAAGAUUUUCUUCGAGGUCGCCAAAGUACCGCUCAAGGAUGUGUUAGAUAUAUAGUCGACGUGAAUGUAAGUACUGCUAGCACAAUUAAUUGUCUGAAUUCACGACGAGGAUUAUUAUUACCUCGAAAUGGAUUAUUUUAAAAAAUGGCAGAGUGAGGAACAUCAUCGGUGGGGAAGGGGGUUGACAAGUCUGAAAGUUUAGCAUUUUAUAGCACGAUGAAAAUUGUCUUAUGACGAGUGAAACAUGACAAAAAAUAAUAGCCUGAGCGCUGAUAAAAAAAAACUUAAGUGAGAUAAUUUGAAAUGGCAGAGUGACAACAAAGAAAAAGAUAAGACAGAUUCUGCAUGAUCAGACUCAAAGCUAAUCUCAGAACUUUUGAUUUUAUUUAUGCAUUAUUAUUUUACGUGAGAUAACUGGUAUGCUCAGUAUUUUUAAGUUAUUUUAUUACGAUAUUUUUUUCUCAUUUUCUUUAUUUGUUGAGAAGAACUUUUGAUUCAUACCUACAUAUAAAAAAAAUGAUGUAUUUUAUAGAUUUUUUUUUCAUUUUCGUCAUUUUUCAUCAGUUCAUAAUAUUUACUCACCUGUCCUUACCUCAUUAAAUAUAGGUGAAUGUGAGAAAAUGUCUUUUCGUAGAGACUGAUGCCUUGUGGUAACAAUACGACAAAUCAGUUGAGAGAUUCCGAGAGAAGAGGCUAAUGUGACAUUCAAAAUCUCAUUGGAAAUCUCAAUUCAUUUAUGAAAAUAAAUUUAGUCAUUUUUUAUAAUCGUUUCUGAAAUACUUGGGUACAUAUAUCAUGUGAGAAUGACUUCCUCUAUGAUGUAAGAAUGAGUACAAAGAAUAAUAGAGCAUCGAAAUUAAAGAACAGGAGAAUUGUUUUUAGAUAACGGAUUAUUUUAAAAAGAAAUGAACAUACUGAUGAGAUUUUGAUACACUAUCUUUAAGAAAAUCUGAAUAAAAUGGUUGUUUACGUGAAUGAAGAAAGAUGAUUAUUUCCUCGUGACAAUUUUUUCCUCUCUCAAGACUAGCGAUAUGGGGAGUAUAUCUAGAAAUGAGAAGCACAAUUUUGUGUAAUUUAAUAUAUUUUCCUAUAUUAUCCUCAUAAUGUAGCGUAACAUUUUUCUUUUCUUCCAAUUUCUAUUGUAUAUAUUAGUAAUGGUAGUGUUUUAUUAAAUAAUAAUCGAGAAUAAUAAUAAUAAUAAUAACUAUAGCACCAUAAACCCUCAUCGAUUCCAUAGCUUUGCUUUCCAAAUGAAUAACACAAUGGUCCACCCCGGGAGCCGAAUGACCGGUGGAAAACAUUGAUUCUAAUGACAAUAAGCAUACAUCUAUUCACCUAUACGAUAAUGAAUUUUUUUUUUUAUAAAUUUCCAUGAAUUUUCCAGAAAUUGUAGAAAUCACGUUUAACACCUGGUACUUUAAUUUGUUUGAAUUUUUCAAUUAAUUUUCAACAUGCAAUGUUCAAUGGGGAAAUAAAUUGUCAACAUCUUGUUUGAA
Messenger RNA from Fopius arisanus, 3065 nucleotides. It is a transcript of the gene CycB3, whose product is annotated as cyclin B3. The record is from RefSeq and is a predicted model, not a curated record. The transcript has 4 exons. The coding region runs from base 140 to 1624 and encodes 494 amino acids. Gene Ontology annotation, molecular function: cyclin-dependent protein serine/threonine kinase regulator activity. Gene Ontology annotation, biological process: mitotic cell cycle phase transition; regulation of cyclin-dependent protein serine/threonine kinase activity. Gene Ontology annotation, cellular component: cytoplasm; cyclin-dependent protein kinase holoenzyme complex; nucleus. NCBI's taxonomy places the organism in Eukaryota, Metazoa, Arthropoda, Insecta, Hymenoptera, Braconidae.